Molecule: messenger RNA, 3623 nt
Organism: Tympanuchus pallidicinctus (lesser prairie-chicken)
Lineage: Eukaryota; Metazoa; Chordata; Aves; Galliformes; Phasianidae
Product: mitochondrial fission factor homolog B-like
Exons: 7
Coding region: 125-1123 (332 amino acids)
Biological process (GO): positive regulation of mitochondrial fission
Cellular component (GO): peroxisome; mitochondrial outer membrane
Source: RefSeq, a predicted model, not a curated record
GGGGAUCGGGCGCUGCGAUGGGGCGAAGCCCUGCUCCGGGGGGGAGAGGGGGCUUUAGGAGAGCAGAGCAGAUCUGCUGUCACGAACCUCAAGCGGGGGGUGCCAGACCGUCUGGGGCGGAGGGAUGCCGCUGCCCCUCCUGUCCGGGCGGGCGGUCAGUCCGCAGGGCAGGACGGGGGGGGUCCCCUCCGCUUCCCCCAUCCUCAAAGCCGCAUCCCCGCGCUGCCAAUGCGAGGAGAAGCGCAGCACGGAGGUGUCACUCGGCUGCCUGUGCAAUCUGGGGAAAACAGACAAGAUGUGGCCACUUUUGGAGCAGAAAGUGAACGCAGUCCGCUGUGACCUGCUCUUCACUGAGGACAUCAAUCGAAGGAUGCGGGUCCCCAACAGACUCACCGUGGCAAACAGCUUCAGCCCUGUGGAUGAGGAGCCCAUGUCUGAAGGUGUAUCCCCUUCCUUUCCAAUACAUAUCCCUGUCAGGAUUUCACUUGCAGAUGCAGAUCUGAGACCCAUCCUGCUGGACCAGCAGAGGAAUGUCCCCUGCGCUGAGGUGUGCGUGUCCCCAGACUCCUCGGCUCAGCACUCUGCAUCGGGGGAGCUUCCUUUUAUGCACAUGGCUGGCAGAUCAAGUGCCCAGAAUCGCAGACGACUGGGCCACCACAGCGGCAGGUCACGGCGGCAGAGCCAGCACAGCAGUGGGUCACGGCGGUCCCCAAGUGACAGCACCCAGCUGGCCUUGCCCAGCCCAGCCCUGCACCAUGAGCGGCUGGACACCUGCCCCCCACCUGCUCACAGUGCUCCACUUCCUCUCCUUGCCAGGACGGGCAGGAUCUACUCCAUGCAGAACAUCUUCCAGACCAUGUACCUGCUGGGCCAGGUGCUCUUCCACCGUGUCCAGAACUCUCUGCAAGACUCAGUGUCAUCCAGCUCCCAGGAGGUUGGAGCAGCCCCGGAGGAGGUCAUCGCUGCUGAGGCUGCAGCAAUGAAAAAGGAGCUGGCGAGGAUCUCGGAGCGGCUGUGUGUGCUGGAGGAGCAGCACAAAGCCUGGCGGAAAGAGGAGCCCCUGGUGUACUCCAUGCUGCUCUCUGCCUGCCUCGUCAACACCUGGCUCUGGCUGUGGAGAUGACUGUGUGCCUUGGGCUCCCUGACCCACCCUGGGCGAGAGCAGAGAAAGGAUUCUUGCUCACGUAUUGUGGAGGGUAAAACUGUGUUUCUUCUGAACUUGACCUGAAUUGGAACCAUAAAGCUGGACCUGGCCACAGCAGCUGGAGAUGGAUGACAGGGAGUGGUGGGGUGGGACAGGGAGCAUGGUCCACUGUGUAUAGACCCAGGGCUGGGCUGUGUUUGGUGUAUGGUAGCAACUCUGUGGUGUGUUCUAUGGGGUCAAUCGUCAUGUGAGAAGCUGCUGUGAAAAGCCAAGCCUCAUAAGAAAUCUGUAAUGACACAGGAGGUAUUUGUCCUGCACAGAUCAAUGAGAGAGCUUCUGCCCCUUGGGCUGUGUAUUGGAGGAGGCACAAACCCAAAUGUUAGGUCUCUGUGGGCAUCAGGUCCUGUUACAGUCUCUGGCCAUGGGUUGAGCUGGUCCCCUGCCUGCGUCACAGCUUGGACAUCUUAGUUCUACCUCCAUAAAAUUUCUCAGCCAAUUCAUAGAACCAUAGAAUGGCUUGGAUUGGAGGGGAACUUCCAGCCCACCCAGUCCCAACCGCUGCCAUGGGCUCAGGCUGCCCAGGACCCCAUCCCACCUGGCCUUGAGCACCUCCAGGCAAGGGACACCCACAGCUCUCUGGGCAGCUGUGCCAGUGACAGUUACUGUGGUCUCUUCUUCAACUUCCACCCCAAAAGCUUGUGCAGAGUGUUUGGGUGCUUUUGAACUGCUGCUAGGUUUUCUUUUCUUCCUUGAGCAACUGUGUGAGUUGUCCUGUGCCAGGGCGACCCCUGCUCCAGGAGAGGGGUGGGCCUGGAGGAGCUGGGGGCUGCCAUCCGCAGGAGAGUUGGACUGGAUGACCUUUAAAGGUCCCUUCCAACUCAAACAAUUCUAUGAUUCUAUGAUCUAUGGCCUCUGCUGUGGCAUCACUUCCUUGGCUGCUGUCGUGCUGGAGGCUCUCGGCAGUGGGUUUGCAAGUGCUCAGAUCCCAGGUGGCUGUAAGAGCAUUGCUGAGCUCUAUAGAGACUCUGGACUUAUCCAGGAGCUUGGCUUUCUCCCAGGGAGAUGUACAUGGGAAACCUCCCCGGGGUAAUCGUAAGACCUUGUAAUAACAGUGCAGGCACCAGACAGGCCAUGGACAGUUGCCCAUUUGGGCAGCAGUGGGUAUCUGUGAGAUCGCCAGUGCCAGAGGGCAGGAUCACUCCCAGUCUGCUGCCAAGUUGUAACUUCAGCGUUGUACAACUGCACAGGUGAGGGGAAUCCUUGGCUCAGGUGCCAAAAACCAAGCCCAGUUCAACAGCUCUGCUGUUUCUUUCCUUCCUUGACGUUUAGGAACACUUGGAUUCACAGUGAACUGAGAUUCUCGUAGUGGUUCAUCCAAUGCAUCUGCUGAAGUGGUGCCUGCAGGCCUGGGGCAGGUGUUGGCAAUAGGACCUCUCUGUUCCACCUAUAAAUGAUUGUAGCUGGAUCUGCAAAUCACCCAGAUGUCUCAAUGGCUUAUUUACAGACAUGGAUGCUUAGCUGUUCCCUGCCUGCCACUACAUCAAGCCUCUAUGGCUGUAAAUCUGGCAGCUGGACAUCUACUAAUAAAUAACUGUCCCACAAGUAAUUGCAGGUCUGAACCUGUGGCUGAUGUCUGGGUUGAGGACAGCACUGGGAUUUACUGCAGGUGAGAGCAGGAAGGGGGUCUGUGCUUCAGCAGUGUGUGUGUAAGGGAUGGCAGCAGGGCUCCUGGCUUGGCUCGGGGAUGUGGACAGGCUGGAAAUACAUGGAAGUGGGUGAUCAGAUGGGAUGUGUUCCUGAAGGCUAAUUAUUGGCAAGUUGCAUUGGGUAGAAGGUGACUUUUUUUGUCCUGAUUUCAGCUGGGACAGAGUUGAAUUUUUCCUUCAUAGUGCCUGGCAUGGUGCUGCAUUUUGGGUUUGGGCUGAUAACACACCGAUGUUUGGCUGUUGCUGAGCAGUGCUGCAACCACCAAGGAUCCUUCAGUCUUCAGCUUCUGGCACUGUGCUGCCAGUGAGGGGCUGGGGGUCACAUGGAGAUGGGAUGGAGUGAGGACAGCUGACCUGAACUGCCCACAGGGUGUUCCAUGCCACGUGGCAUCAUGCAGAAAGCCUUGGCAGUGGUGGGGAGCUGGUGGAGCAGCUGCUGCUUGGGGACUGGUGGGCAUUGGUAGGUGGGUGGUCAGCAAUUGCAUUGUGCAUCACUUACUUUGUAAAUAUAUGUUAUUAUCAUUACUAUUUUCCUUUUCUCUUCCUUUUCUGUCAGUAACUAGCUUUAACCUCCACCUAUGACUUCUACUUUGCUUUCUUUCCCCUGAUUCUCUCCCCCCUCUCACUGAGGGGAGGUUUGAGCAAAGGGCUGUGUGGUGCUGAGCUGCUGCUGGGUCAAAUCCCAGUCCUAUGCCUCAGGCUCAAGUCCUUCUUUAAAUCUAGAAACACUGACCCAUGAAGUGCAUGUUUUAAUAAACUCUGUGUGUGCUGGA